Gastrolobium bilobum is the source of this 977-nucleotide messenger RNA. Its product is annotated as methylsterol monooxygenase 2-2-like. The transcript has 7 exons. The record is from RefSeq and is a predicted model, not a curated record. Gene Ontology annotation, molecular function: iron ion binding; C-4 methylsterol oxidase activity. Lineage: Eukaryota; Viridiplantae; Streptophyta; Magnoliopsida; Fabales; Fabaceae. Bases 74 to 889 code for a protein of 271 amino acids. Gene Ontology annotation, biological process: sterol biosynthetic process; 4-alpha-methyl-delta7-sterol oxidation.
CUUCCAUUUUCAUCACUCUCUCUCUCUCUCUCUCUCUCUCACACACACACACACACACACACUCGCUUUUGCUAUGGCAUCCACCAUCGAAUCUGCUUGGCAGUUCUUGAUCAUGCAUUUCAGCGACUUUCAACUGGCAUGUUUGGGAAGUUUCUUUCUGCAUGAAAGCGUUUUCUUCUUAUCUGGACUUCCUUUUUUAUUGCUUGAGAGGGCAGGAUGGCUCACUAAGUACAAAAUUCAGGCGAAAACUAACAGCCUUGCAUCUGAGGAGAAAUGUAUUCUUCACUUAUUGGUGUAUCAUCUUUUUGUCAAUCUACCUGUUAUGAUUUUUUCAUAUCCCGUCUUCAGAUACAUGGGCAUGCGGAGUAGUCUUCCACUGCCGUCCUGGAGAGUAGUUCUAACUCAAUUAAUCUUUUACUUCAUUGUGGAGGAUUUUGUAUUCUACUGGGGCCAUAGGAUACUGCAUACAAAAUGGUUGUACAAGCAUGUACACAGUGUUCAUCAUGAGUAUGCUACACCAUUUGGACUUACUUCUGAAUAUGCUCAUCCUGCCGAGAUACUUUUCCUUGGAUUUGCUACCAUUGUUGGUCCUGCUGUCACUGGACCCCACUUGAUAACCCUCUGGCUAUGGAUGGUUCUUAGAGUCCUUGAGACAGUUGAGGCACAUUGCGGUUAUCAUUUCCCGUGGAGUCCCUCAAAUUUCUUACCAUUGUAUGGGGGGGCUGAUUUUCAUGACUAUCAUCACCGUUUGCUGUACACCAAGUCUGGAAACUAUUCAUCUACCUUUACUUACAUGGACAGGAUAUUUGGAACUGAUAUAGGGUACAGAAAGUUGAAAGCAUUGAAGAACGCAGGAGUUGAAUACUGUAGCGAACAAAAGAAACAAUGAUAGAACAUACUUUGGGAAUAUCUGGAACGAUUCAAAAGUUGAUUUCCAAACUUACAAAAACGUCUUCUCAUGUGUUCUUUUUGUUUUG